UUUAGCCUACCCACUUUUCACCUAAUGAUGCAUUAAACACACAGAAAAGCUUUUGCUUCUUUGCCUACAGGUGAGUAUGAUAGUGGUUAGAGAACUGGGAUUGAGAGAGAAGAUUAAGAAAUGCUUAUUGUAUUUUCUACCCUUAACAGAAUUACCAAACACUUUAUUAAGGGUUUAUCUUUACGUAUGGUGCUGCGUUGAAUACUAUACAGGUAAAUAAUUUAUAAAUAUCAUUAUUAUUUCUGCCUUCUAGCAACUAAUAUUCUAUGCAACUGAUAUUCUCCAUAGGAAUAAGGCAUGCUAAUGGGGAUUAUAUUGAGCAGAAAACUUAAUCAAUUAAAAUUUUGUUUUCUGAAAUUUAGCCUCAACCAUUUGUGUUCUAAAAGGCCAAAGUGGAUGGGCCAAUCAGGUGAAUAAAGUCCUGCAUCUCUCCUCCAUUCAAGCAAUUAUUUUUACUCGUUCCCCAAAUAAAGUGCUCCCUCACAGUCAGAAAAUUGCCUCUAAAAUAUUCCUUUAAGUCAAAAUUACUGGCUUGGAAAUUAUUCUCUCAGGUAGGGCUUUGGGAAUGAGGGAAUAUGCCUUCAUUUUCUUUUUUGUGCUUCCACUGAGAGAAAACCGCUGCCUGAUUUUUACCCCCAGCUUUUUGAAAAUUUUCAAACCCAUGGAAUCCUCAAAAUAAUGGGAAAGGAAUGUUGAAUGAAUAUUUGUAUAUCUUUCACUUAUAUUCUCCAAUUGUUGACAUUUUGCCGUAUUUGGUCUCUCCUAUCUCCAUCUCUCUUUAGUAAACCAUUUGAAAAUUAGUAGCAGACUUUAUAUUAUACUUUUGCCUGAAGUAUUUAGGCAUGUAUCUCCUAAAAACAAGGGCAUUUCCCUGUAUAAACACUGUAUCAUUAGCAUGUCCCCAAGAUUUAUCAUAAAUAGCUAAUAUUGAGACCAUAUUCAAAUCUCCCCUGAUUGUCCCCAGAGAAGUGCUUCAUGGUGGACUUUUCCCCUAAUAUAGGAUCCCGUGAAAAACAUGUAUUGCACGUGGUUGUCAUGUCUCUUUAUUCUCUUUAAUUUUUUUUAGCCUCUCUAAAAAGUCCCUCUACCCUUUUUGUUGUUGUUCUUGAGACAUUGACAUUUUUCAAAGCCUAGGUUAGAUGUCUUUCAGAAAGUCUUGCAAUCUAGAUUUGUCUAAUUGUUUCCUCAUGUUUAGAUUCAGAAUAAAUGUAUUUAGCAAGAAAGCUACAUAGGCAAUGUUGUGUACUUCCUGUUGCAUCAUGUCAGAAGAUUACUUUCUAUGAAGACAAAAAUUUUCAAGGCCGUCGCUAUGACUGUGAUUGCGACUGUGCAGAUUUCCACACAUACCUAAGUCGCUGCAACUCCAUUAAAGUGGAAGGAGGAACCUGGGCUGUUUAUGAAAGGCCCAACUUUGCUGGGUACAUGUACAUCUUACCCCAGGGAGAGUACCCUGAAUACCAGCGUUGGAUGGGCCUCAACGACCGCCUCAGCUCCUGCAGAGCUGUUCAUCUGCCUAUUGGAGGCCAGUAUAAGAUUCAGAUCUUUGAGAAAGGGGAUUUUAAUGGUCAGAUGUAUGAAACCACUGAAGAUUGCCCUUCCAUCAUGGAGCAAUUUCACAUGCGAGAGAUCCACUCCUGUAAGGUGCCGGAGGGUGUCUGGAUUUUCUAUGAGCUACCCAACUACCGUGGCAGGCAGUACCUCCUGGACAAGAAGGAGUACCGGAAGCCCAUCGAUUGGGGUGCAGCCUCCCCAGCUGUCCAGUCUUUCCGCCGCAUUGUGGAGUAAUGACAUGAAUGGGGCCAUAUUCUUCCUGGGGCCCAAAUGCUGGCUGGCCUUGUGGUCCAAAUAGGCAUCAUCAAUAAAACAGUUGGCAUGCAUCCCA
Symphalangus syndactylus (siamang) is the source of this 1882-nucleotide messenger RNA. It is a transcript of the gene CRYGS, whose product is annotated as crystallin gamma S. NCBI's taxonomy places the organism in Eukaryota, Metazoa, Chordata, Mammalia, Primates, Hylobatidae. Gene Ontology annotation, biological process: lens development in camera-type eye; visual perception. Gene Ontology annotation, molecular function: structural constituent of eye lens. The record is from RefSeq and is a predicted model, not a curated record.